AAUGGUAGCAGAAUUUCACAAAAAAAUCAAAGAGGCAUUUGAAGUGUUUGACCAUGAGUUGAAUAACACGGUGGAUGUGAGAGAGAUCGGGACGAUUAUCAGAUCCUUGGGGUGCUGCCCCUCUGAAGGGGAGCUGCAAGACCUCAUUGCCGAGGUGGAGGAGGAAGAGCCCACCGGAUACAUUCGCUUCGAGAAGUUUCUUCCCGUGAUGACCAAAGUACUUCUGGAGAGAAGAUACAGACCUGUCCCCGAGGACGUCCUCCUUCGAGCUUUUGAGGCUUUAGAUACAGCUAAACGCGGAUUUCUUACUAGGGAAGAGCUGAUCAAGCAUAUGACUGAAGAAGGUGAGCCCUUUUCUCAAGAGGAAAUGGAGGAAAUGCUGUCGGCUGCAAUUGAUCCGGACUCCAAUUCCAUGAACUACAAGGACUACAUAACAAUGAUGGUGAUAGAUGAAUAGUAAAUCUUCUGAAGAUUUCAACAGCUGGGCAAAGGGACCGUUGGUCUUUGCUUAUCUUACAUUUUAUAUCAUAUAUAAAAUGCUUGGUGAUGUAAUUGUUCCAAGAUUUUUUUGUUUUUAAAUAUGAUUAGA
Molecule: messenger RNA, 589 nt
Organism: Dipodomys ordii (Ord's kangaroo rat)
Lineage: Eukaryota; Metazoa; Chordata; Mammalia; Rodentia; Heteromyidae
Gene: Efcab2
Product: EF-hand calcium binding domain 2
Exons: 6
Coding region: 2-457 (151 amino acids)
Molecular function (GO): calcium ion binding
Source: RefSeq, a predicted model, not a curated record